AUUGCGGUAAGAUUGAAGAGGUUCCGCAGUUAAGCUGCUCUUUGCUUCAUUGUAUUGAUAUACAUAUUCGUUCAGCGCUAUAGUUUCUACACUACUCUCUGCAGAUACAAACUUGAAUCUCAUCGUUCCAUUUUUCGAUUUGAGAGUGUAGCUAAUAACAAUGACAGAUGCUGAAGACGCCACUCGGCGCCGUACUGCGGUUGCGGAUUACCGUAAGAAACUUCUUCAACACAAGGAAUUGGAAUCCAGAGUACGAUCCGUUAGAGAGAAUUUGCGAGCUUCAAAGAAAGAGUUCAAUAAAACAGAGGAUGAUUUGAAGUCUCUUCAAAGUGUUGGCCAGAUCAUUGGCGAAGUUCUUAGGCCUCUUGACAAUGAACGCUUGAUUGUUAAAGCAAGCAGCGGACCUAGGUAUGUGGUUGGCUGCCGCAGUAAAGUGGAUAAGGAAAAACUGACUGCCGGUACAAGAGUGGUUCUUGAUAUGACAACGCUCACUAUAAUGCGAGCUCUUCCACGUGAAGUUGAUCCGGUAGUUUAUAAUAUGCUGCAUGAGGAUCCUGGUAAUGUCAGUUACUCUGCUGUUGGUGGUUUAUCUGAUCAGAUAAGGGAAUUGAGGGAAUCGAUUGAAUUACCUCUGAUGAAUCCUGAACUCUUCCUUCGAGUUGGAAUUAAACCCCCUAAGGGUGUUCUCCUUUACGGACCUCCUGGUACUGGUAAAACGUUGUUAGCUAGGGCAAUUGCCAGUAACAUAGAUGCAAACUUCUUGAAGGUUGUUUCGAGUGCAAUAAUUGAUAAGUACAUUGGAGAAAGUGCCAGGUUAAUACGAGAAAUGUUUGGGUAUGCACGUGAUCAUCAGCCUUGCAUCAUUUUUAUGGAUGAGAUCGAUGCCAUUGGUGGUCGUCGUUUCAGUGAGGGAACAAGUGCUGAUCGUGAGAUUCAAAGAACACUAAUGGAGUUGCUUAACCAACUUGAUGGGUUUGAUCAACUUGGGAAGGUUAAAAUGAUAAUGGCAACAAACCGGCCUGAUGUACUUGAUCCUGCUCUCUUGCGUCCUGGAAGAUUAGAUAGAAAAAUAGAAAUUCCAUUGCCUAAUGAACAAUCAAGAAUGGAAAUUCUCAAGAUUCAUGCUGCUGGGAUUGCUAAGCAUGGUGAAAUAGAUUAUGAAGCUGUUGUGAAGCUUGCAGAGGGAUUUAAUGGAGCUGAUCUUCGAAAUGUGUGCACGGAAGCUGGAAUGGCAGCAAUUCGUGCAGAACGUGAUUAUGUGAUCCAUGAAGAUUUUAUGAAGGCUGUUCGAAAACUGAAUGAUGCAAAGAAACUUGAAUCUAGUGCUCACUACAAUGCUGAUUUUGGCAAAGACUAAAAGCUAUGGAUAUAUGUAGGCAGUACUUCUUUUGAGCCCAACAUACUUCAUGCAAUUUGGUUAAACUCAUACGGACAGACAAGCAGUCUCUUUGGGCUAGCAUUGUAUUAUCUGAAUUAUGCAGUUGGGUCAGGUGGAGAACUUAAUGGUAAGGGAAGGUAAAGGGAAGAUGUCCGCUUGAGUUAUUUGCCAAAACUAAUUGUAUUGAUUUUUAUUUUUUUUUGGGUUUUCUUUUGGAUUAUGUUUACAUAAUUUAUGUCACUGAUCUUUGAAUUUGAUCUAGAGUUUGUGCAUCUCCCCAUUUAUUAUUGAAGACUGCUUGUUAAGUCAAUCUGCGUUGCAAUUUUCAUCUAUAAAUUUGAGUUGGUGUUUAAGCUAGAGCAAUGAUAAGUUUUAUUAGUUGGAAGAGGGGGAAGGGUCGCACAUAAUGCUACUGAACAAUAUAAUCGUUGAGUUUG
Messenger RNA from Abrus precatorius (Indian licorice), 1815 nucleotides. Its product is annotated as 26S proteasome regulatory subunit S10B homolog B-like. Lineage: Eukaryota; Viridiplantae; Streptophyta; Magnoliopsida; Fabales; Fabaceae. The coding region runs from base 161 to 1357 and encodes 398 amino acids. Gene Ontology annotation, cellular component: proteasome regulatory particle, base subcomplex; cytosolic proteasome complex. Gene Ontology annotation, molecular function: ATP hydrolysis activity; ATP binding; proteasome-activating activity. The transcript is spliced from 10 exons. The record is from RefSeq and is a predicted model, not a curated record. Gene Ontology annotation, biological process: positive regulation of RNA polymerase II transcription preinitiation complex assembly.